AUGGCUAGAAGAUAUGAUAGUAGAACAACUACUUUUUCUCCAGAGGGAAGACUAUAUCAAGUAGAAUAUGCAUUAGAAGCUAUUAAUAAUGCAAGUAUAACAAUUGGAAUAAUAACAAAAGAGGGAGUAAUAUUAGGAGCAGAUAAAGUUUUUAUAUCUAAAUUAAUAGAUAAAGCUAAUAAUUUUGAAAAAAUAUAUAAAAUUGAUAAUCAUAUAUUUUGUGGAGUUGCUGGUUUAAAUGCGGAUGCAAAUAUUUUAAUAAGACAAUCAAGAAUGUAUACACAAAGAUAUUUAUAUAAUUAUAAUGAUAUUGAGCCUGUAUCUCAGUUAGUUGUUCAAAUUUGUGAUAUCAAACAAAGCUAUACGCAAUAUGGUGGUUUAAGACCGUAUGGAGUUAGUUUUUUAAUUGCUGGUUAUGAUAUGAAAGAUGGUUAUCAACUUUAUCACACUGAUCCUAGUGGAAAUUAUUCUGGAUGGUUUGCAACAGCAAUAGGAACUAAUAAUUUAACUGCUAGCUCUAUUCUUAAACAAGAAUGGAAAAAGGAGAUGACUUUAGAAGAAGGCUUAUUAUUAGCAUUAAAAACAUUAGCUAAAAGUACAGAUAAUGAAAUACCUAAAAGUGAAAAAAUAGAAUUAGCUUAUUUAUCAUACAAGGACGGAGAAUUCUUUCAAAAAUAUUUAACGGAAAAAGAAAUAGAAGAGUUAAUUAAGUUAUACACACAAAAAUACGUUAAAGAAUAA
Messenger RNA from Plasmodium relictum, 741 nucleotides. Its product is annotated as proteasome subunit alpha type-4, putative. The transcript has a single exon. NCBI's taxonomy places the organism in Eukaryota, Apicomplexa, Aconoidasida, Haemosporida, Plasmodiidae. Gene Ontology annotation, biological process: ubiquitin-dependent protein catabolic process. Gene Ontology annotation, cellular component: proteasome core complex, alpha-subunit complex; cytosol; nucleus. The record is from RefSeq and is a predicted model, not a curated record. Bases 1 to 741 code for a protein of 246 amino acids.